This is a messenger RNA of Esox lucius (northern pike), 6230 nucleotides long. RefSeq names its product pre-B-cell leukemia transcription factor 4 (gene pbx4). Gene Ontology annotation, biological process: eye development; neuron development; embryonic organ development. Gene Ontology annotation, cellular component: nucleus. Gene Ontology annotation, molecular function: RNA polymerase II cis-regulatory region sequence-specific DNA binding; DNA-binding transcription factor activity, RNA polymerase II-specific. NCBI's taxonomy places the organism in Eukaryota, Metazoa, Chordata, Actinopteri, Esociformes, Esocidae. The coding region runs from base 1259 to 2449 and encodes 396 amino acids. The transcript is spliced from 9 exons. The record is from RefSeq and is a predicted model, not a curated record.
GCAUUAUGCACUGAAUGCCAGAUUCCCCGGUGUUGUGGAGCAGCAGAGAGGAGACGCAAACCUUCAGCCAGGGAAAAAUAUGAACACGCCGCACAAGUUUUGCCUAGAAGGGACUGUGUGAACUUGCCGAUGCUAUCCGAUGGAAAUUAAUACCAUUAUGUAACUUAAAGCAACAAAAAAAAAUCUUAAACGUGAUUUUAUGUGGGAGGAGAGUGGAACCCUUUGGUCAAGUCAAGUGAAGGUUCUUGCAGAGUACUAUUGUACUGUAGUACCCGUAAAAUACACGGCGGGUGGUCAUCCUUUUGUUGGCUAGCUAUUAAGCAUGCCCGCUUCCUUGCCUUUUGAACUACCAUAACCCAGCAUUAACAAAAUUGUUUUGAGAUGCGAUUCUGAGUUUGUUGUUCUGUUUUAUCACACAUCAAGCGAGCUAAGCUUAGAGCGUUAACGUUGUGGUCCUCGCUUGCUAUGUGACGUUAGCCACUUUUAAUAAGCAAGCUACUCUGCUAACGUCGCUAUUUAAAUCAUCACUACUUGCGCCAUAGUAUGCUAUUUGCGUAGAUAGACGUAUAUUACAUUAUAACUAAGCAUUUAUUUUCUAUUGUCAGGCAAGAUUUUCAGCACUUAAAAUAACUAGCUAACGGGCAGCUUAGUUGAUGGCUGGCUUUCUAAUUUGAUAAUUAGCCACAAGCUAACUCAAACUGGUGUUCUGUGAACGAUGCUCACUGGUCCUCCUCGCGCAGCUUUUUCCAAAGCUGAGAAAACAAUGCUCUGUUUUUAUAAGCCGCUCCGAACCAACCCAAGUGUGUGAUUCUUGAUGUAUACAUCAAGCUAGUAAGGUGUUUGCAGAUGUAGUUUUUUUUGUGUGCAUUAUUUUGAAUGCAUAUUUUAUUCGGCGGUCAGGACGCUUUUAUUCGGGUUUUAGCGCGAGGCGCUGUUUGCCAGUUCCCCAGUUGGUGCUUGUGCCCGUUGCUUUUUUUCUGUAUUUCUUGGGGCUACAGCUAGCUUGCUAGUUGCUUAGCUGCAUUUAUUUGCUAGCUUUACCGUGGUUAUUGACAUCGGCCAACACUAUAACGUUAAAUCGUAUCUGAAUGUGGAACCGCUUUGCAUGUUUACUUUUUGGGAUAAGUAGCUAGUUGGCUGAAAUUAAUUACUAUCGGCCAGUGGCGUAUGAUUUGCGCUGGGGGUUGCAUUGUUAGAUAGCUAGCUAGCUGGCUAAUUCGGUAUUCUAUUCUGAGGAAAACAGCAAGUCUUUAAAAGUAUGGAUGAUCAGACGCGAAUGCUGGCAGGUCUUGCCGGACUGGGUGGGUUAUCGCAUGGCGACGUUGGCGACCCAGACUCGGUUAGAAAACAACUCGGUCAACCGCAACAAGACAUUGGGGACAUUCUACAACAGAUAAUGGCCAUCACAGACGAAAGCCUGGACGAGGCGCAGGCCAGGAAACAUGCCCUGAACUGUCACAGAAUGAAGCCGGCCCUCUUCAGCGUUCUGUGUGAGAUCAAGGAGAAGACAGUGUUGAGUAUCCGAGGAGUUCAGGACGAGGACCCCCCGGACCCCCAGAUCAUGCGUCUGGACAACAUGCUGUUGGCGGAGGGCGUGUCCGGCCCGGAGAAGGGUGGGGGCUCGGCGGCGGCGGCGGCGGCUGCGGCGGCGGCAGGAGGUUCGCCCGGUAGCGACGGCAGCAUCGAGCAUUCAGACUACCGGGCCAAGCUGGCUCAGAUCAGACAGAUCUACCACUCUGAGCUGGAGAAGUACGAACAGGCGUGCAGUGAGUUCACCAACCACGUGAUGAACCUCCUGCGGGAGCAGAGUCGCACGCGGCCGAUCUCUCCCAAGGAGAUUGAGCGCAUGGUGGCUAUUAUCCACCGCAAGUUUAGUUCCAUCCAGAUGCAGCUCAAACAGAGCACCUGUGAGGCCGUUAUGAUCCUCCGCUCCAGGUUCCUCGACGCCAGACGUAAGAGGCGUAACUUCAACAAGCAGGCGACUGAGGUGCUGAAUGAGUACUUCUACUCCCACCUGUCUAACCCGUAUCCCAGCGAGGAGGCCAAAGAGGAGCUGGCCAAGAAGUGUGCCAUCACCGUGUCUCAGGUUUCUAAUUGGUUCGGCAACAAGAGAAUACGGUACAAGAAGAACAUUGGGUCGUCAGGGUCAUACAGCUUGUCUCAUGCAGGCGACGCUGCUGCGGCUGCCUUCCUUGGCCUUCGCCCCUUGCACCUCAGCGGGGGGGCCGGGGAGGCCCCUCUCAACGUCGCCCCCACUCUACAGCCCCAGGUGGAUACCCUGCUCCGUGUUACACCCCUGAUGGACGGUUAUGAGCAGCUGAGCAGCAGUGCCCUCUAUGCCCAACACUGCCUCCACGUUAGCGACAGCUGGCAGGACUCCACCGAACCAUCCUCCAUCACCUCUCCAACCGGCCCCCCUGGCAGUGUCCACUCAGAUACCUCCAACUGAGACGGACUUCACCUCCUGCAGUCCCCUGUCUCUUCUGGGCUCUACUCUGACCACUACGCUACCCCGCCCACCUGCCCCGCCCACCUGCCCCGCCCUACACGCACACGCCAGCUUGCCUCCCUUACCACCUGCCCACUGGUCCAGACUGGGCAACUCAAGGCAGACGCAGUCUGUCCCCUUUUCUCACACACACACACACACACACACACAUAUACACACACUGUCACUUUACUAUGGAUAUUUAAAAUGGACAGCUAAUCUUAACGGCCAGGUAAAGGGCCUUUCGGGUGGUCCUCCUCCGUGCAGACAGGCUGUGUUGGGGCCCAGCCCGCAUCCACACUUCAUCUCAGACGGUCCAUUGACCCUGAUGUGGACGGCACCCCGCUCCACACGGCUCCUCCCUUUAUCGCCGGGCACUGUGGCGAUGUGGAUCGCAGACGAGCUCUGCUCAUCUUGUACCAAAGCGCUGACCCACCCCGUGAUCCUUGCCCCGCCUCCCUGAACACCAUUUCUGAUCCCUCUAAGAACCGACCUCUGGGCGACGAGGAACAACGGAAACACUGCCCCUCGUUCCCUUAGUCUGUUACCGUGGAUCCUGAUUGGGUUGGGUGAGAGUGUUGAGUGCUUAACAGGUCACACAUUCUCACACACAGACGCGCACACACACACAGACACACACAAGCUUCUUUUACAACCCUGUGUUUGGAACACGGACACAAAUCUGUCAAGCACAAACUUUUGCACCUUUUGAGGAUGUAGUAGGACCUGGGAAGAGGAGGGCGGGAGGUGUGGAGAGGAGCGAUCCUCCACCGUCAUCCGUAGGUUCUCCUUUCCUCGUCUUUAGGAGAAGCUCUGUAGAUUUUACUUUCCUCACUUCUGUCAACUAGUUUUUGUUGAAUCUAGACUUUUCUUUCAAAUGCCGUUUCACUUAGAAAUGCACCUGCCACCAAAUAAACAUGUUUUGUUGUUAGAUCCUAAAAGGACUGGACUAAAAGACGUUUGGAGCCAGAGAGAUGGUUAUGUCGCAGGAAAGAAAUUGACUUGAGAGUUUUUUAUAUAUAUAUAUAAUUGUGAGCGUCUUCCAUGCAUGCAGGCUUCUUAGGUGUUGAGUAAUGGGUUUCUCCUGUUAAAUAGCAUAUUCACUUCUCUUUUAGUUUUUUUCUUCAAACAAGGUUAUUAUGACUUUUGACAACACAGACCAAAAAGGAGUGAAUGCAUCAUGCGUUCUUAGGCUGUUACUGUAGAGUUCUUGGAUGUCGGUCGGGGGGAUGGCGCCCCCCUCUUUUUUCCACUGCAGAACAUUUUACUAGUGUGCAGUAAUUUACGAGACCCUGAUUUUUUUUUUUUUAUUAUUAUUAUUUUUUGCACCAUGUUCUAUCAGUUCCAGUUCCUUUUUGGUGUACCUGAAGGUCUACUCAAGUUACAUGAUGACAUUGUUCUCGUGUCCAAGCUCCUCCAAAAAAAUCUAUUCAAACUGAUUUCACACUUCACCACCGACACCCAUCCCCAACUGAAUGAGUUUCAGGUGUGCAGCUGGUUCUUUCGGGAAGGCGCUACUAUGUCUCUUAAAACCAGUGACUGGUUUGCAAGGCACUGUCUGUCAAAUAGUAGAUUUCAGAUGGAUGAUCACCAAGCUGGAGUGGACCUUUACCUAAUGGCUACCCCCUCUAGCACAGUCAUGUUCAGUAAGGCGAAUACAUUAAAACGUGAGGUAUGCAGCGAUAUGCUACUACAUUAACGUAUCCGAUGUGUUUCUUGUUGCAAAACAUUUAGCUACAUUCUGCCUUACUGAACAGGACCCUGGCAAACCUCCCCAGUUGAGACAGUGCUGUAGUGCUCAUGACAACUUGUUCAGCUCACAGGAAACACUACUGUAUUGUAGCAAAACCAAAUAUAACAGUUAAUAGGAUGACUUUAUUCUACAUGUUGGUUAAUGAAGGGUAUGUUUUCAGUUUCAGGGUUGAGCUAAUUUUAUGUGUACUUAUCCGUGGGGUGUCUUCCUGCCUCAUUUAAUUGUCAGUGUUGGCAACUGUAUUUUUUUUGUGUGUGUGUGGGGGGGGGGGGGGGUCAGAGGCCAGAGGGUGGUUUGGGUGAUUGUAUUGUUGCUGUGGAGACAGUGUUGUUGUCGAGGAGUUCUGCUGUUCCAUAAGAAGGCAUGUCGUUCUCUUCACUCCAUCUCAGAACAUCUGCGGGUGAAAAUUGAUCCUAAUGGUUUGUUCUACGAUUUGGCCAAACAAAAAGGGCUUUCAUCUCCUGAAUAACUCUUACCAAAAAGGCAGCACUGGUUUCAUUACCACAGUAGUAUUCAGAGCCAAAUCUGAGGUUUUUCUAGGGUUUUUACUUUUUAUCAUCAACUGUUGUGAGAGCUGCGGGCAUUUUGAUAAAAGAGAAACUAUACUGUAUUAAACUCAUCCAGAUGUUUGAAAUGGUAAAAUGGGGUUUUGUUAAGUGUGUACAGAGAGCUGGUAUUACUCAAAGUCCUCUGUCCUUGUUUACUCAUACAUAGUAAGUCUUAUUAUGUCUUAACAAAUAUAAUAUGAUCACUACACCAACAAAUUAGUCCCCACUUCCUUUCCCCCUCCCAGUCCUCAACGGAUGUCAUUGUACAGAUUGUGGAAUGUCUCAAUGUUUCUCUUUUUAUAAACUUUUUUUUUGUUGUUGCUUUUGGGUGAGUUAUCUGCUUUGUUUGGCCUUCUUUAUCUGAGGUCAAGUUAAAAAAAAAAUUGCGUUGAUUAUUUUAAUUUGGGGUCUUUGAUUGUUGAUUGGGGUUAGAGUGUGGUGGUUUAUGGUAUUGUGAUUUGGUUUGCUGCUGUCCGAAUUCCCUCUGGAACUAGAACUGGUGGAACUGUUUUCAAGCAAUAUCCCCAGGAUGUUCAUACCAGGGUCGUUGGUCGACAACUUGUUAGCAAACACCAACAAUGUAUUUAAGUAUUAAUAUUUCAACCAUCAAAGCAGAGUCUUCCGUCCUCAAGCAGAACGUUGGGAAAGGAACUGUCCUGGCAUCCCCUCGCUCCUGCUUGCAUUCAGUCUAUUCUUAAGCUAACACACCUGAAUCAACUUGUCUGAGAGCCCUUGACCAGUGGAUUCUAGUGAGCUUGUUCAGGACUACAAUAAAACUGAGACAUCAGAGGUUUGUGAACGUCUGAUCUAGAACCAUCUGCUUCAAUGGUUACUUUCCCUAAAAAUGGGGUCUCGUCAGUGCUUGCCUCAACAGCUGCCAAUGACUGGGUCUUUCUGAACCCAUUAAAAAGUCCCUUGAUCUCACAUUUCUAUUUGAUUUCAGGCAAUGCUGUGUGGAUUUACACCACUAAUCCGGUUACCUGUCACCAGAGUAGCAGCACUGUUUACUGACACGUGGAGCUAGCAAGCCUGCCCUGUGCUUCCACAAGUCAACAUGACAUGGAGCUUCAAGUUGGAUUCUAUUACAGAAUAUUCUCGCAUUCUAAACAUAGGAUUCUUUCUACUUGCCGUCAGAGAAUUCCACAGCACCAAAUCAAAGGAUAUCUGAAACCCUUUAAUGUGUCACUUUGUUUUAUUAGUAUCUUUGUAUAUCCCUUUCUUCCUCACAUCCCCCUGUAUUUUAACCCCCUCUUUCUUUCUACCUCUGUCUCCUGUAUAUAACCCCAGGCCCCCUCCCCACUGUUUCAAGACCCGUCGGUCUAUAUGAACUCCUUUUAUACCUCAACUUUAGAAUUGUUCUAGAACAAGUAAAAAGAAACAAUAUUUCAAGUUGUAGUGUUCCUUAUUAGACAAAACUAAUAAAAUAAUUUAGUGUGCUUUU